Molecule: messenger RNA, 1509 nt
Organism: Penicillium vulpinum
Lineage: Eukaryota; Fungi; Ascomycota; Eurotiomycetes; Eurotiales; Aspergillaceae
Product: Major facilitator superfamily domain general substrate transporter
Exons: 1
Coding region: 1-1509 (502 amino acids)
Biological process (GO): transmembrane transport
Cellular component (GO): membrane
Molecular function (GO): transmembrane transporter activity
Source: RefSeq, a predicted model, not a curated record
AUGUCUUUCCCUAUUGACAAGAAAGACCCAGAGUUCCUGUCUGAAGACAAUGUCUCGUCAGCAGAAGGGCAAGUCGCUGCCUACGACCGCAUGCCAGAGUCUCUUCGCGCACUCAGCGACGAUGACUUCCACAUCCUCAACAAGAAGAUCGUCCGAAAGGUCGACCUUUUUGUUCUUCCAACAAUUGGAAUCCUGUACAUUCUCAACUAUAUCGAUCGCCAAAACUUGAGCGCUGCUAGGCUUCAGGGCAUCAUGGAAGAUCUGCACAUGUCUGAUCAAGACUUCGCCACGGCUAUCUCCAUUCUGUUUGUUGGCUAUCUACCCUUCCAAAUUCCUAGCAACCUCAUCAUUACAAAGAUCUCCCGGCCAGGCAUGUAUAUCUGUGCUGCCGUGACAAUAUGGGGUUGUAUCUCGGCUUGCACAGCGGCGGUUACAACAUAUGGUCAACUCCUCGCUGUUCGAGCCAUUCUCGGAGCCGCCGAAGCCGUUUUCUUCCCCGGGGCCAUCUAUUACCUCUCUGCCUGGUACACAAAAAGGGAGCUAGGAAAGCGUAUUGCCGGGCUCUACAUUGCCCAGCAAGUCGGUAAUGCCUUCGGUGGUCUCUUCGCUGCAGCUAUCCUCCAACUUGAUGGCCAUCACGGCAUCCGCGGCUGGCAGUGGCUAUUCAUCAUCGAGGGCAGUAUUACUGUCGGCGUUGGCGCCAUCUGCGCCUGCAUCAUGCCGGAAUUCCCCCACAACAGCCGGAUCCUGUCCCAGCUUGAGCGCGACUUCGCCGUGUGGCGUAUCGAGUCCGAGGCUGGUGCUGCAGAGGGCACAGAGAACGAGAGCGUGUUGAAAGGGUUUGCCAAAGCCCUCUCGGAUCCCAAGCUGGUUCUGCUCAUCCUUUGCAACAUGUUAUCCCAGACACAGGGUUCCAUUGCCAACUACUUCCCCACCCUCGUUGGCUCACUCAACUUCGGCAGCACCAUCAGCUUGCUUCUCACAGCGCCUCCCUAUAUCCUCGCCGGCAUCGCCUACUACGGUCUCAUGUUCUGGUCCGAUCGAAAGAAUACUGUCUACCCAAUCAUCCUCCUUUGCAUCUCCAUCUCGAUCCCGAUGUAUAUUAUCCCAAUUGCGAGCACGAACGUCGGCGCCCGCUACUUCUCCAUGAUGAUCCUACCCUUCGCCUCCGUCGGUCCCCAGCUCCUCCUCUUUAAGACCAUCAACCUGCACCUUGCACGACCUAUUUCGAAACGAGCGGCUGCAUCCGCUUUGGUUAAUGCCAUUGGUGGUACGUCCAACAUCUGGGCCUCAUACCUAUACUUUGGAGAGCCUCAUUUCUAUGCUGCCUUCGGCACGCUUAUGGGUGCUGCUAUCCUGUUUGGAUUUACAAUCACUGCAUACCGCUGGCUCGUGUUGCGCGAGAACAAACGUCUGGACUCGGGCGACCCAGUCGAAAUCGCCAAGGUGGUCAAGGGUGGUGUCACAGAGGAAAUGGUACAGCUCAACUGGCGCUACGAGAUGUACUGA